AUGGCUUUGACUUCGUGGAAAACCUUCAACUUCUUCGAAGUUUCGGAGGUCCAGGUUCCCGAUGGCGAUGGACCGUCCGUCUUGGGCACCGAUAUUAGUUGCAUAUGCACAGGAUCCGAUAACCUCUUCCUCGGCACUACCGAUGGAUUCGUCCACAUCCUCUCCAACACCUUCAAGGUCUUCCGGUCCUUCAAGGCCUACGAUACAGGCUCAAUCACCCACAUGAAACAAGUUGCCUCGACGUCGUACCUUGUCACACUUAGCGAAGACUUAUCGAGCGAGCCAAUCCUGAAAGUAUGGGCGUUAAACGAGGAAGACAAGAAGACCGGCGGUCCGCGAUGUCGAUCGACCAAGUUAGUCCAGAAUAAGAAGAGACAGUUCCCCGUUUCGGCGUUUGUUGUGUUGGACGACCUGUGGCAAGUCGCGGUGGGGUUUGCGAAUGGCUCAGUGACACUUAUGAGGGGGGACCUGAUUCAUGAUCGGGGCGCGGAGCAGAGGACGGUCUUUGAAUCUGAGGAGCCGAUUACCGGCCUGGAGGUCCAGCGGGGAGCUACCACGACGCUGUUUAUUGCCACCACAGGGCGCAUCCUUACUCUCAUUAUUAGUGGGAAAGGCGACGGCCAGCCCGCGCGCACGCUGGAAGACCUUGGCUGCGGUGUUGGGUGCAUGGUGUUCGAUAAGGAUACGGGGGACGUUCUAGUCGCAAGAGAAGACGCGAUAUACACUUAUAGGGCGAACGGCCGUGGGCCCAGCUUUGCAUUUGAUAGUCCAAAGACGUCGAUUGACGUGUUCAAGGAUUAUAUCGCUUUGGUUUGCCCACCACGGGUGCCGGCGGCCAGAUCCGAUACCCUACGAAGGUUUGGAAGCAGCCAGGUGGAUGAAAUCUUUAAUACAUCCACUUUCACCCUUCUAGAGCCAGACUUGAAGUUUGUCGCGCAUUCCGAAUCCAUAUCCUCAAAGGUCAAAACUGUCUUUCAAGAAUGGGGAGAUCUAUUUCUUGUGACAGUGGAUGGAAAGGCGUAUAGGUACCGUGAGAAGACAUUACAGCAGAAGCUCGAAAUCUUAUACCAGAGAAACCUCUACAUCUUAGCCAUAAAUCUUGCUCAAAAAGCUGGCGUUGAUGCGCUUCAGCAAAAUAUUAUCUUCCGCAGAUAUGGAGAUUACCUCUAUCAGAAAGGCGAUUAUGACACAGCAAUGCAACAGUACCUCCGUUCGAUAGAUAAUACUGAGCCAUCCCAAGUGAUACGCAAGUUCCUUGAUACGCAACGAAUCCAUAAUCUUAUUGAAUACCUCGAAGAGCUUCAUGACCAUGAAAAAGCAACAGCCGAUCACACAACGCUAUUAUUGAACUGUUAUGCGAAGCUAAAGGAUACGACCAAGCUCGAUUCUUUUAUCAAAGCCCCCGGCGAACUCAAAUUCGACUUGGAGACUGCAAUUGCAAUGUGCAGGCAGGGUGGCUAUUUUGAGCAAGCCACGUAUUUAGCAACAAUGCAUGGAGAAAAUGAUAUGGUGGUUGAUAUCCUUAUUGAAGACUCGAAGAAGUAUUCUGAAGCGUUGCAAUUCAUUUGGAGUCUUGAGCCAACACUGGCGUACCCGAAUCUCAUGAAAUAUGCGCGAGUCCUGCUGGAGCACUGCCCGCAGCCUACGACUAAGAUAUUCAUUGAUUAUUAUACGGGAAACUACAGGCCCAGGCGAAUGAAAGAGGAAGAAACAGCCAAAGAUGAAAAAUCUCAGAGUACGGGCGGCCUGCAAAACCUGGCCUCCCUUAUUCCCCUGCCAUAUCUUAACCCAUCCAAACCUGCGAAUGCAAAGUCUGCCAUAAGCGAACCACAAAUUGCGACUGAAGUGGAGGAACCGAUUGAAUAUGACGUGCCAAAGCCAAGAACUGCAUUUUCGUCAUUCGUUGACCAUCCUCAGGAGUUUGUUGUUUUCCUGGAGGCUCUAAUCGAUCAAAACGAUUUAAAGGAAGACGAUAAAAUUGAUUUAUACACCACCCUGUUCGAAAUGUAUCUGGACACUGCAAGUCGUAAGAAAGACCCCUCCGAGAAGCAAGAGUGGGAGGCAAAAGCGAAACUACUGAUUCAGGGUAGAGACAUUCCUGUUUCCACAUCAAACGUUCUUUUGCUGUCAGAUUUAUCCGGCUUCCAAGAAGGAACGACUCUUGUAAGAGAGAAACAAGGCUUACGAUCGGAUAUCUUGCGAUCGUAUGUCACAGCCAAGGAUACUGCUGGGGUAAUCAAAGCCCUGAAGAAAUAUGGCCCUGAAGAGCCUCAACUCUAUAUAGAUGCGCUGGCGUACUUUUCCUCAAGCUCCAAGGCUCUAGAAGAAGCUGGAGAUGAACUUGAGGUUGUUCUGAAACGAAUCGAUCAAGACGGUUUGAUGUCGCCGCUUCAGGUUAUUCAGACUCUCAGCAACAACGCAGUGGUGACAAUGGGCAUGAUCAAGAAGUAUCUCAGCGACAAUAUAGAACGGGAUAGGAAAGAGAUUUCAAAUAACCGCCGGCUGAUCACCAGCUACACUACCGAAACUGAAACCAAGCGCAAAGAAAUCUCCGAAUUAGCCUCAAAGCCCACCGUUUUCCAGGCCCGUCGCUGCUCAUCUUGCGGUGGCAAUCUGGACCUACCAACCGUUCACUUCCUCUGCAAACACUCAUUUCAUCAACGCUGUUUAAACACAGAUGAGGAGGACUUGCAAUGCCCUAUAUGUGCACCGCAAAACGCCACGAUCAAAGCUAUCAGAGAACGUCAGCUUAAAGCAGCGGAUCAGCAUGAGCUGUUCCAAGCGGAGCUGCAGCGGAGCAGGGAUAGAUUUGGGCUUAUUAGCGAAUUUUUUGGUCGGGGAGUUAUGAAGCCAGGCAAUCUCGAAUAAUUUACGUCACGAGGACUUGCUUUUACCUAUUGAGAUGAUAUUAUGAAUUGAAAUCCGUACGGAUGAUACGCCGUUGCAUCGUACCGUAAAAUACGGUUGGAUUUGGAUCACAAACAAUUCUUGAACGAUCGUCGUUCAGCCGCUUAGAACAAAUGUAUCGAUUUCAAAGCUGUGCUUUUUUUUGCCUUCAUUUUGGAACAUAGCCUGCACAUCUUCACGCGCACCAUCAUAAGACCGCGUCACUCCGAUAUGCAGUACUCCCAAAGCUCUCUAGAAAAGCACUGUGGGUGGAAGGUCUAUGUCUGCAUUCUUUUGUCUAAGGGCA
Messenger RNA from Coccidioides posadasii C735 delta SOWgp, 3193 nucleotides. RefSeq lists its product as uncharacterized. Gene Ontology annotation, cellular component: endosome; HOPS complex. The record is from RefSeq and is a predicted model, not a curated record. Gene Ontology annotation, molecular function: protein binding; protein-macromolecule adaptor activity. Gene Ontology annotation, biological process: intracellular protein transport; endosome organization; organelle fusion. NCBI's taxonomy places the organism in Eukaryota, Fungi, Ascomycota, Eurotiomycetes, Onygenales, Onygenaceae.